Messenger RNA from Coregonus sp. 'balchen', 7051 nucleotides. NCBI's taxonomy places the organism in Eukaryota, Metazoa, Chordata, Actinopteri, Salmoniformes, Salmonidae. The record is from the annotation of a GenBank genome assembly.
UCCGGUAGCGUUUCCUGUGUUUGUAAACUGAGAAAAAUUGGAACUCCGUCAAGAAAUAUUAAUCUGCAAAACAAAAUCUUAAGGUAAACCAAUUCUAAAAUGUACAUCCCAACAAAGCCACCCUAGAGUUAACAAUGCAUAUGAUUAAGUUAUUUCCCAGAAUGUUAAGGCAAAUGAGAGUUAUGACAAUUUGUAGUGGCGCUCAACCCGCACGCCUUGCCUGUUGUUGUGUUGUCUCUCUGUGUGUGUGUGUGUGUGUGUGGGUUGGGGGGACUCAACCAGAGAGUCUUCUUCUUGCCCUAGCUUCACCUAAGCAGACCCUUGCUUUACCCCAUACGUUACCUCAUGAUUGAUUGAUUAUUCACUAAAUAUUUAGCUGAACAAUAUUUUCACUCAUCUUGGUAUUUGGCCUCGAAAACUCAGUCAGACAAUGAUGUCUUGCUAGCUAGAUAGCUAGCUAACUUGCUAAAUAGGUAACUAGCUAGCUAACAUUGAGCUGGCAUAGCUUUUCUCUCAGUAUUCAGACAUUAUUGUAGCUAACUAGAGCACUGAAUAAUACUGCAUUUUUUUUACAGGCCUUAACGUAUUGCAAUGUCAAAACAGGUUAUCUAUCCAAUGCAUUUGCCCCAUGAUUUUGCUGUGUGUGUGAGUUUUAACAAGCAAGCUAGGUAGCCCCUCACUUCCAUGCAGCUUUAGCUUGUCCUUUGCAUGAAGACUAGAGUACUUGCAUGGAGACUAGAGUAGAAGAUCAGCUGUGUGGCUAGGCUAAAUUAGGCUUUCCUGUUUGUUUUUAUACUUGACUUUAUACAUGACUCCUAAAAUGUGAUAUCAUAUCGUUAGCAUAAUACUUUGGUCAAUAUUGAAUGUUCUCUUGAGUAACUUGCACAUGCAUUUUUACAAACUGUGUUUGUCCUUGUCCAGCUUUAUUUCUGUCUUCAUUGCAACAAUAUUUGACAACAAUGUUUUCUGUUUUCCAUGGGAAGAGGUGGCAUACACCAAACCAUUGGGGCUGCUGUCUCCAAGCCUGAUAUAAACUUCCUUUGUUGAGUUGACAAAGCCAAAUUUAUAAAAGCACCCCUGAUGAUUAAACUAACUUGCACUGUAGCUAGUAGGUCUGAAUAUGAAUACCAGUAGUUAAAAUAAAAAUAAACAAAAUACAAUAAUUUUGGCCUCACAAUAACCCUCUAUUUCCAGGCCUUGGCCCCUGAUUAUUUGGGUGAGUGUGGUCUCUUGUCACACCCCUCAUCCUGAGUGACCCCCCCUUGACGCACCCCUGUACCCCCAAACACACACACGCAUUCAAACCACGCACCGGCGAUGACACACCAUCCCAACAACUCCGUUCGAGACCACAUGAAAUGGGUCAGUUGAAUUCUCCUUCCUGUUUUCAUCAUUGUUUUUUCCCUGUUCCUCACAGUGUUUCCCUUAGAGGCCUGACCACAGUGUUUCCCUUAGAGGCCUAAACACAGUGUUUCCCUUAGAGGCCUGACACACCAGGCCAAAAAUCGUCAGAGAACAGUCAGUGAACGACCAUCUACAGUCCCCGCAGGAUUUUGGCCCUGUGUGUCGGGCCUUUAUGCCUGGGACUGACAUGGACCCUGACGCUGACUCUAAGCUUCUGUUUGUUUUGUCCUGUGUUGUUCCUGCAGGCUGGGUUGAUGACCCUCCUAGGCCACAAUACUACGCUCCAACUGAACUGCUGUUUGUGUUGUUACUGUAGGCUGGGUUGCUGGGCUGUGAGACGGUGCUGUCCAGCAUGGCCCUGAUGCAGGCCAACAACAUGUCUGGCAGUCAGAAGAAGAUGACAUCACAGCACGGCCAGGGUCAGCAGGGUCAGAGAGACAACAACAACCCUGAGAGCCACCAGCAGCAGUCUCACCAGUCUCACCACAGCCACAUGGUCUUGCCCUCGGGGGUCAGCUGCCCACCCCUGGUGAGAAACAGAGACACACUAAUGUUAUAGGGCCAUAGGACGUAGUAUACAUACUACAAGUGCUUCUGUGUUCAUUAGCAUGGAGAACAACACCGUUGUUGUUGUUUACAAUUGGGCGUUUGGCAAUUAAUCAGAAAUCAUGCUCAUGUAAUUAUUGUAAAUCUAUCAGAAAUCUAAAACGUAAUAAAUAUCUAAGCAGUAGCUCUAUUUUGGUUAGUAUGUUAGAAAAAUGAAUUGCCAACCAUUUCCCCCCUCUCUCUCCUCGAUAGUUAAUCAGAAAAGAUGGACACUCGUUUCACACACCCAGGCUGCUGGAUGAGAAAGAUAUGCAGGCCAGCCAGAAUAUGCAAUCGACAAAGAAAAAGCACAGAAAAUCAGGAACACCCAACAAACUGAGAGAGAAAGUGGAGGUAAGUAGUGUGUGAGAUGGGGAAAUGGAAUGUACAAUGUUAGAUACACUUACAGGACAGGUGUGUGUGUUUGCUGAAGCCUUACACUUUUAGGGUGUGUGAAGUUGUAGUCAUCUGAACACUCAUUGGGUUUCUCAGCAGGUGGAGAUGGAUAUUAAUGGUGAGGAUGAUCAUAAUUCACAAGUACAGAAGAACUUCAUCUGUGAGCACUGCUAUGGAGCAUUCCGAAGUAGCUACCACCUGAAGCGGCACAUCCUCACUCAUACAGGUUUAUAUCGCUUUACGUUUCCCCUUCCUUGCUCAGCAAUACUCAUCAAAUCUGGCAACAGUUAUAACAUUCAGAAAAACAAUCACAUAGUAGAGAAAUAUGCACAACUCUCACUCACAAUUAAAAACAGAUGUUAAGUAAAAAAUCCAUCAAAUUCAAUCCAUACCAUUAGGUUUUGAACAGUGUUUUUGUGUUGUUGUUGUUUAGGGGAGAAGCCGUUUGCAUGUGACGUGUGUGACAUGCGGUUUAUUCAGCGAUACCACCUGGACAGACACAAGAGAGUUCACAGUGGAGAGAAGCCCUACCAGUGUGAUCGCUGCAAUCAGGUAAGAGAGAUCUACACUGCACACUGUACACACACACACACACACCUGGUACACACACACAUGGUACACACACACUACCCCAUUCCUAACACACACACCUGGUACACACACUACCCCAUUCCUAACACACACACCUGGUACACACACUACCCAUUCCUAACACACACACCUGGUACACACACUACCCCAUUCCUAACACACACACCUGGUAUCAGCAGGACCGGACACAGCGUUGUGGAACGUUUAGAGAGAAAUAUGUUAUGUAGAACAAACAUACCUUUCUGACGUGUAAUCCCAACAUGUUUUAAGCAGACCACCAUUGUCCCUGUUCACACAAACUCCAAGGUAACCUGUCUAAAUGACUACCUCCCCGUAGCACUCACAUCUGUAAUUAUGAAGUGCUUAGAAAGGCUGUGCAUGACACAUCAACACCAUCAUCCCAGACACCCUGGACACACUCCAAUUCGCAUACCUCCCCAACAGACCCACAGAUGAUGCAAUCUCAAUUUCACUUCACACUGCCCUCUCCCACCUAGACAAGAGGGGAAAUAACUAUGUGAGAAUGCUGUUCAUACACUACAGCUCAGCGUUCAACACCAUAGUCCCCUCCAAUUUUAUCACCAAGCUAGGAACCCUGGGAUUGAACACCUCCCUCUGUAACUGGGUCCUAGACUUCCUGACGGGCUGCCCCCAGGUGGUGAGGGUAGGCAACGACACAUCCGUCACGCUGACCCUCAACGUGGGGGCCCCUCUAGGGUGUGUGCUUAGUCCCCUCCUGUACUCCUUGUUCACCCAUGACUGCGUGGCCGCUCACGACUCCAACACCAUCAUCAAGUUUACUGACGUCACGACGGCGGUAGGCCUGAUCACCGACCGCAAUGAGACAGCCUACAGGGAGGAGGUCUGAGAGUUGGCAGUGUGGCGCUAUGACAACAACCUCUCCCUAAACGUCAGUAAGACCAAGGAGCUGAUCGUGGACUACAGGAGAAAGAGGGGAGCGCACGCCUCCAUCCACAUUGACAGGGCUCUAGUGGAGCGGGUCAAGAACUUCAUGGUCCUUGGCGUCCAUAUCACUAAGGGCUUAACAUGGUCCACACACACCCGCACAGUCGUGAAGAGUGCAGCACCUCUUCCCCCUCAGGAGGCUGAAAAGAUUUGGCAUGGGCCCUCGGAUCCUGAAAAAGUUUUACAGCUGCACCAUCGAGAGCAUCUUGACUGGCUGCAUCACCGCUUGGUAUGGCAAAUGCACCACCCUCGACUACAAAGCACUACAGAAGGUGGUGCGGACAGCCCAGUAAAUCACUGGGGCCUAGCUCCCUGCCAUCCAGGAACUCUAUACCAGGCGGUGGUAGAGGAAGGCCCGAGCCACAGACUCCAGCCACCCAAGCCAUAGACUGUUCACUCUGCUACCGUCCAGCAAACGGUACCGGAGCAUCGGCUCUCGGACCAACAGGCUCUGAGACAGCUUCUACCCCCAAGCCAUAAGACUGCUAAAUAGCCAUAAGACUUCUAAAUAGUUUAAUGUUUACCCUGACUAUCUUGCACACUCUCAAGACUAUACACACUCACACAAAACCCCCACACAUUCACAUACACUACAUACACACACACACACAUACCAACAACACAAACACACAUCAUAUGCUUCUGCUUCUCUGUUCUUUAUUUUACACGUAUUAUUAUCUAUCCUGAUGCCUAGUCACUUUAUCCUGCCUUCAUGUACAUACAGUGCAUUUGGAAAGUAUUCAGACCCCUUGACUUUUUCCACAUUUUGUAACAUUACAGUCUUAUUCUAAAAUGGAUUAAGUAGUUUUUUCCCCUCAUCAAUCUACACACACUACCCCAUAAUGACAAAGCAAAAACAGGUUUUUAGAAAUGUUAUGAAUACUUUCCGAAUGCACUGUACUGUAUAUAUAGUCACACAAUUGUUUUGCAAAUUUAUUCAAAAUAAAAAACGUAAAUAUCACAUUUACAUAAGUAUUCAGACCUUUUACUCGCACCUUUGGCAGCGAUUAUAGCCUCAAGUCUUCUUGGGUAUGAUGCUACAAGCUUGGCACACCUGUGUUUGGGGAGUUUCUCCCAUUUUUCUCUGCAGAUCCUCUCGAGCUCUGUCAGGUUGGAUGGGGAGUGUCGCUGCACAGCUAUUUUCAGGUCUCUCCAGAGAUGUUCAAUCAGGUUCAAGUCCGUGCUCUGGCUGAGCCACUCAAGGAUAUUCAGAGACUUGUCCCAAAGCCACUCCUGCGUUGUCUUGGCUGUGUGCUUAGGGUCGCUGUCUUGUUGGAAGGUGAACCUUCGCCCCAGUCUGAGGUCCUAAGCGCUCUGGAGCAGGUUUUCAUCAAGGUUCUCUCUGUACUUUGCUCCGUUCAUAUUUUCCUCGAUCCUGACUAGUUUUCCAGUCCCUGCCGCUGAAAAACAUCCCCACAGCAUGAUGCUGCCACCACCAUGCUUCACCGUAGGGAUGGUGCCAGGUUUCCUCCAGACGUGACGCUUGGCAUUCAGGCCAAAGAGUUCAAUCUUGGUUUCAUCAGACCAGAGAAUCUUGUUUAUCAUGGUCUGAGAGUCCUUUAGGUGUCUUUUGCCGAACUCCAAGCGGGCUGUCAUGUGCCUUUUACUGAGGAGUGGCAUCCGUCUGGCCACUCUACCAUAAAGGCCUGAUUGGUGGAGUGCUGCAGAUAUGGUUGUCCUUCUGGAAGGUUCUCUCAUCUCCACAGAGGAACUCUGGAGCUCUGUCAGAGUGACCAUCGGGUUCUUGGUCACCUCUCUGACCAAGGCCCUUCUCCCCCGAUUGCUUUGUUUGGCCAGCUCUAGGAAGAGUCUUGGUGGUUCCAAACUUCUUCCAUUUAAGCCACUGUGUUCUUGGGGACCUUCAAUGCUGCAGAAAUGUUUUGGUACCCUUCCCCAGAUCUGUGCCUUAACACAAUCCUGUUUCGGAGCUCUACGGACAAUUCCUCCGACCUCAUGGCUUUGUUUUCGCACUGUCAACUGUGGGACCUUAUAUAGACAGUUGUGUGCCUUUUUCAAAUCAUGUCCAAUCAAUUUAAUUUACCACAGGUGGACUCCAAUCAAUUUGUAGAAACAUCUCAAGGAUGAUUAAUGGAAACAGGAUGCACCUGAGCUCAAGUUCGAGUCUCAUAGCAAAGGGUCUGAAUACUUAUGUUAAUACAUUUGCAAAAAUGUUGAAAAACCAUUUUUCGCUUUGUCAUUAUGGGCUAUUGUGUGUAGAUUAAUAAGGGAAAAAAUUAAUGUAAUCUAUUUUACAAUAAGGUUGUAACGUAACAAAGUGGAAAAAGUCAAGGGGUCUGAAUACUUUCCGAAUGCACUGUCUACCUCAGAUACCUUGUACACUUGCACAUUGAUCUGGUGCUCCAUGUAUGAAAAAUGUAUGCACUCACUAACUGUAAGUCGCUCUGGAUAAGAGCGUCUGCUAAAUGACUAAAAAAAUAUACUAUUUUUCUUUUCAUUGAACAUUUUUAACUCUCCAUCAUUGGGAAGGGCUCGUAAGCAAGCAUUUCACAGUUAAGUUUACACCAUUGUAUUCGGCACGUGACAAAUAGAAAUAGAUUUGAUUUGUAGAAUAAGGAAUCAUGUCGGCUCUAUUCAUGACAUUUCUAUCUGCAACACUCUACAACAUUUUCCUAUUGAACAUGGUCCAGGGUUUGGAGUCAAUAGGUAGGUACAUUACACUGACUCCUGUCAUUUGUGGUUAUAAGUUUGCUCUCCCUCUGCCCCCGUUUUAGAACUUCUCACGGACGGACCGUCUGCUACGUCACCGCCGUCUGUGUGGAGCGGGGGCCAGCCUUCCCAAGGAGGAGAACCAGUCAUUCUCCUGCGAGAGCAGAGGAGGAGCCUACUCACAGGAUGCACCUGGGCACACGGCCGCCUGGAGUCCCCUACAUCAGCAGAACAGCCGUCUGGCUGUCUAACCUCUGAUCCCUCAGAGAAACCCCCCCCACCCAACACGCAGUCAGCAGUCCUCAGCUCGGUGAUGCCACAUACUGGAGCAGACCAGUACUGCUUCCUCCCUCAGCCCAGAUAAACCUGGCUAAGACACAAGACAAAGACACCCAACCUGAUGCUGUUCUCACCAGUGAGCUCAUAUCCUGUUGAUGGGAUA